UCCGCUUCCGGCAGCGGAGGCUGCAGCCUCGCUCUGGUCCCUGCGGCUGGCGGCCGAGCCGUGUGUCUCCUCCUCCGCCGCCGCCAUAUUGUCUGUGUGAGGAUAGGGGAGCGCGGCUGCUGCCGCUGCCGCUUCCACCGCAGGUACCGUGGGAGCCGCGGGCCGAGGUCAUCGGGGCGCGCGGUUUGAAGAGAAGAGGUCUGAAACAAGGUCUUACCCACACCUGCUUCUGAACACGGUGACUGCCAGAUCCUCAAACAUCAAGUUCAGCUUUGUCCGUCAACCUGUCUGACAUGUCGGGACCCGUGCCAAGCAGGGCCAGAGUUUACACAGAUGUUAACACGCACAGACCCCGAGAAUACUGGGAUUAUGAGUCACAUGUGGUGGAAUGGGGAAAUCAAGAUGACUACCAGCUUGUUCGAAAAUUAGGCAGAGGCAAAUACAGUGAAGUAUUUGAAGCCAUCAACAUCACAAAUAAUGAAAAGGUUGUUGUUAAAAUUCUCAAGCCAGUAAAAAAGAAGAAAAUUAAGCGUGAAAUAAAGAUUUUGGAGAAUUUGAGAGGUGGUCCCAACAUCAUCACACUUGCAGACAUUGUGAAAGACCCUGUGUCACGAACCCCUGCCUUGGUUUUUGAACAUGUAAACAACACAGACUUCAAGCAAUUGUACCAGACGUUAACAGACUAUGACAUCCGAUUUUACAUGUAUGAAAUUUUGAAAGCCCUGGAUUAUUGUCACAGCAUGGGGAUUAUGCACAGAGAUGUGAAGCCCCAUAAUGUGAUGAUUGAUCAUGAGCACAGAAAGCUCCGGCUAAUAGACUGGGGUUUAGCUGAGUUUUACCAUCCUGGCCAAGAAUAUAAUGUCCGGGUUGCUUCCCGAUACUUCAAAGGUCCAGAGCUGCUUGUAGAUUAUCAGAUGUAUGAUUAUAGUUUGGAUAUGUGGAGCUUGGGUUGUAUGCUGGCGAGUAUGAUCUUCCGGAAGGAGCCAUUUUUCCAUGGACAUGACAAUUAUGAUCAGUUGGUGAGGAUAGCCAAGGUCCUGGGAACAGAAGACUUAUAUGACUAUAUUGACAAGUACAACAUUGAAUUAGAUCCACGUUUCAACGAUAUCUUGGGCAGACACUCUCGUAAGCGAUGGGAACGCUUUGUACACAGUGAAAACCAGCACCUUGUCAGCCCUGAGGCCUUGGAUUUUCUGGACAAGCUGCUGCGAUAUGACCACCAGUCACGGCUCACUGCAAGAGAGGCCAUGGAGCACCCUUACUUCUACACUGUUGUGAAGGACCAGGCUCGCAUGAGUUCGUCUAGCAUGGCAGGGGGCAGUACACCUGUCAGCAGCGCCAAUAUGAUGUCAGGGAUUACUUCAGUGCCAACCCCUUCACCCCUUGGACCUCUGGCAGGCUCACCAGUGAUAGCUGCUGCCAACUCACUUGGGAUACCUGUUCCAGCUGCCGCUGGCGCUCAGCAGUAAUGACCCCAUCUAUCUCCUGAUGCCUGAGCAGAGGUGGGGGAAGUCCACCCUCUCCUUGAUGCAGCUUGCGCCUGGUUGGGAGGGGUGAGAACACUUCAGAAGCACCGCGUCUGAACCGUUGCUUGUGGAUUUAGUAGUUGAGUCAUAAAAAAAAUUAUAAUAGGCUGAUUUUCUUUCUUUUCUUUUUUUUCUUUUUUUUUUUUUUUU
Acomys russatus (golden spiny mouse) is the source of this 1676-nucleotide messenger RNA. RefSeq names its product casein kinase 2 alpha 1 (gene Csnk2a1). Lineage: Eukaryota; Metazoa; Chordata; Mammalia; Rodentia; Muridae. The transcript has 13 exons. The record is from RefSeq and is a predicted model, not a curated record. Gene Ontology annotation, molecular function: ATP binding; protein serine/threonine kinase activity. Gene Ontology annotation, biological process: protein phosphorylation. Gene Ontology annotation, cellular component: protein kinase CK2 complex; nucleus; cytosol. The coding region runs from base 294 to 1469 and encodes 391 amino acids.